ACAAAAUGGUAGAAGACUCCGGUUUACAAGAAAACCUUCGUCAUCUACGUUGGGAAGAGAUCAGUAAGUCUUUCCAUGACAAAGGAAGUACAUUUUCACCACAACAAUGUAAAGACAAGUUUGAUAAGAUCAGAAGCACGUGGCUGGCAUUUUACAAGAAGAGGGCCAAAGUUGGUCGUGAGUCUUAUGGUUUGGAGAUUGACGACAACACCGGGAUGCUAAUUGGUACCGUGCCAGACAUGUCAGCCCACCUCGAUGAGGCUGGUAAAAGGGCAUUUAAAUGCUUCUUGGCAGAUCCGGACCUCUUCGACAAGUGCACGGACAUAUUCAUCAAGCACACUUCCAGAGCAGCUUUAACCUAUUCGAAGUAGAUAACCGGUAGCAGCAAGCGGGGUGCCGAUGAAAUGCAAACUUCCACUUUGCGGAAUCAGAGACAGAAGACUGACGACGUGGCGAAGGUUCCUUCUUUUACGGAAUGCUAUCAUAUAUUAAAGGCCAUACCAGACUUAGGUGCCGACGUCGUG
Erythranthe guttata (spotted monkey flower) is the source of this 524-nucleotide messenger RNA. Lineage: Eukaryota; Viridiplantae; Streptophyta; Magnoliopsida; Lamiales; Phrymaceae. The record is from RefSeq and is a predicted model, not a curated record.